This is a messenger RNA of Pectinophora gossypiella (pink bollworm), 1308 nucleotides long. Its product is annotated as polyglutamylase complex subunit TTLL1-like. The record is from RefSeq and is a predicted model, not a curated record. The coding region runs from base 1 to 1308 and encodes 435 amino acids. Gene Ontology annotation, biological process: protein polyglutamylation; microtubule cytoskeleton organization. The transcript has a single exon. Gene Ontology annotation, cellular component: cilium. Gene Ontology annotation, molecular function: tubulin-glutamic acid ligase activity; tubulin binding. Lineage: Eukaryota; Metazoa; Arthropoda; Insecta; Lepidoptera; Gelechiidae.
AUGGCAUUGGAAACCAAGAAAGCGCCCCAAAAUAUACACGGAAAAGCUUUACCAGCCGUUGUUGAAAAAGGUAGAGUGACUUAUUGUACCGACCUGGAGAAGUCCGUGAUUACAAACAGUUUUGAGCGCCGCGGCUGGGUCUCCGUCGGCCCCGAUGACGAGUGGAACUUCUACUGGUCUUUCACGCAAAAUUGCAGAAACAUAUUCAGUAUUGAAAGUGGCUACAGAAUGACUGACAACCAAUUGAUAAAUCAUUUCCCGAACCACUACGAAUUGUCACGCAAGGAUUUGCUAGUAAAAAACAUCAAGCGAUACAGAAAAGAACUCGAAAGAGAGUUGAGCCCUCUAGCUGAGAAAACUGAGAUCCCUAUGGCCAACGGCCAAGUCGUUACACGCUAUAUACAUUUGGACUUUAUUCCAGUCACUUACGUAUUACCUGCAGACUACAACAUGUUUGUUGAAGAAUACAGAAAAUCUCCACAAAGCACGUGGAUAAUGAAGCCCUGUGGAAAAUCACAGGGGGCCGGAAUUUUCCUAAUAAACAAACUUUCGAAACUUAAGAAGUGGUCCCGUGAAGCGAAAACUCCAUUUCAUCCACAACUCAGCAGUAAGGAAAGUUACGUAAUAUCACGUUACAUAGACAAUCCCCUUCUGAUUGGCGGCAAGAAGUUCGAUUUGAGGUUGUAUGUUUUGGUAACGUCGUUUCGCCCGCUAAAAGCUUAUUUAUUCCAACACGGAUUUUGCAGAUUUUGUACUGUGAAGUACGAUACGAGUGUCACAGAAUUGGAUAACAUGUACGUACACUUGACUAACGUAAGUGUGCAGAGGCACGGAGGGGACUAUAACAGCUUGCACGGGGGGAAGAUGAGCAUUCAGAAUUUUCGAUUGUACUUGGAGGGAACUCGGGGACGAUCAGUGACGGAGAAAUUGUUUGCAGAAAUGCAGUGGUUAAUCGUUCACUCAUUGAAAGCUGUCGCGCCAGUAAUGGCUAAUGAUAGACACUGUUUUGAGUGUUAUGGAUACGAUAUAAUCAUUGACAACGUGUUGAAGCCGUGGUUGGUGGAGGUAAACGCUUCCCCCUCCUUGAUGUCCACAACUCAUAACGACAGAAUAUUGAAACACAAACUGAUCGACAACAUUGUGUCUGUGGUUCUCCCACCAGAUGGCGUGCCUGAUGCUAGGUGGAAUAAAAUCCCUUCCGAAGAAUCACUGGGUGAUUUUGACCUCCUAAUCGAUGAAGAACUCAUAGAACGGGAAGAUGCAAAUUCAAGAUAUAAUAAGUAUCAUCGCAUUAAUAUCAAAACGUAA